CCCCCUACUGCUGCUGCUGCUGCUGUUGCUGCUGCUGGGCUCGCUAUUGCCGCUCGCUCCAGCUGAGCCCUGAGUAGCAGCAGGACCAGGGCAGGGACUGACUCCAGUCCUUGGACUUAGGACACCGCAGCACCUUCCCUUACGUGCGUGACUCAGUCGCAUAUCAUUUCUGUUUAUGCCUGGGGUGGGGAGAAAAAUCCCAAACCAGCCGUGUAAAUGAGUAUGGAAGAUUAUGAUUUCCUCUUCAAGAUUGUUUUAAUUGGCAACGCUGGAGUGGGGAAGACGUGCCUAGUCCGACGAUUCACUCAGGGUCUUUUCCCCCCAGGUCAAGGAGCCACAAUUGGAGUCGAUUUUAUGAUUAAAACAGUGGAGAUUAAUGGUGAAAAAGUAAAGUUACAGAUCUGGGACACUGCAGGUCAAGAGAGAUUUCGUUCAAUUACCCAAAGUUAUUACCGAAGCGCCAAUGCCUUGAUCCUUACCUAUGACAUCACCUGUGAGGAAUCCUUCCGUUGCCUUCCUGAGUGGUUGCGAGAGAUAGAACAGUAUGCUAGCAAUAAGGUCAUCACUGUGCUAGUGGGCAACAAGAUUGACCUGGCUGAAAGGAGAGAGGUCUCCCAGCAGAGGGCAGAGGAAUUCUCAGAAGCUCAGGACAUGUAUUACCUGGAGACUUCAGCCAAGGAAUCCGAUAACGUGGAGAAACUCUUCCUUGACUUAGCAUGCCGGCUCAUCAGUGAAGCAAGACAGAACACACUGGUGAACAAUGUAUCUUCACCCUUACCCGGAGAGGGCAAAAGCAUCAGCUAUUUGACUUGUUGUAAUUUCAACUAAAGGCUGAGGCAAGGAGAAUCAAAGGGAAUCAGUAGUUGCCUUGGUGGGCCGUGUGUUGCUAGGGAGUCUGGCAAUGACAGUGGCUCCCGCUCUUGGACCUUCUGACUCCUGUAGGCUCCAGAGCUUACAAAGCAUGCAGGCCAAGGGCCUUGACUGCAGGCCAGCAUCAUCAGCAGAACACAUAACGGUUCCAGCCUUUUGCAGUCUGGCAUUGGAGCAAGGAGAAAAUUGCACUAAGCGCUCCAUGAUCUGCAGAGCAUGUUGCUUUUAUUUUUAAAAAAGCAAGUAAAAAUGCAUUCCUGAACACAGUGCAGGGGAUCACGUACUGUGGGAAUCCCUCCUGUGUGUCAGCGGGUACAUGUGGGGCUGUUCUUUAGAUUCAGUGGUAAUCUGGUGCCCAUGGUUUUCUUGUCUACCAGGUAAACCAAAACUGGAAAGGCCAAGUACUGUCUCUGUGGUCCUUACUGAUAACCCCAUGGAGAUUUUGAAAAGUGUUGUUUCUUCGGUCCACAAGCACUUUCAAAACCUUUGGGAUGUAAAAACGAAAACUCAUCUCAUGGCCAACAGUAAAAAUUAUUGUUUAUAAUAACAUAUACAAGCUCCAUGACUCCUUUUGGUGCUAAUCAUUAUGGUAUUUCACAGACCAAACGUUUUACUAUAUUGAUACCCUUAAAUGUAUUACCUACAAAUAAAAAGAAAACGGGGAAAACCCACGAAUCAGCAGUCUUUCUCAAAGCCUCGUUACCAUGUUUGCUAGGAUGGGUUUAUUUUUCCGUAUUCUCCUGGGAAUUUCUUAACUUUGUUAUAUUCUGUCACACUUUUCCUGCCCUUGAAGGUAAUCAGAGUCUGAAAAAAAAAUGGGGAAAAACACAAUGGGUGAUGACAUUGUAAUAAAAAAAAAGAUGAGUUAUGAGACAUUCUGAGCAGAUGAGAAAACAGAGCAGACAUGACCAAAAUACUGUGGAAUAUGGACUGACUGCAGAGCAGGCUUCCAGACAGAGCACAGUCCUGGAUAACAAGUCCCACCUUAUCCUUUCUGGAACUAUCCUUGGAGAGACCAAGGCCUGGGAUUUUAUAGACCUUUGUAGUAUGACAAGUGAGGAUAGCAACAGAUGAAAAGUUUUGCAAACUGUUUUUGUAUCUUCAGUGAGCUUAGGAAAGGCCUGCUUAGGAAGCAGGCUGAGGUGUCAUUUAUCAUAUAAAUGUAUCUGAUCUCAGAUUCAUGGCCAUUCAUUCUUUUCCCUUUGUCUUGUCUUUCCCUGGUCUCACCUUAUUGCUCUCCUUCCUUCCCAUCCUGGUAUGCACGUGUC
Alexandromys fortis (reed vole) is the source of this 2138-nucleotide messenger RNA. RefSeq names its product RAB30, member RAS oncogene family (gene Rab30). NCBI's taxonomy places the organism in Eukaryota, Metazoa, Chordata, Mammalia, Rodentia, Cricetidae. Gene Ontology annotation, biological process: vesicle-mediated transport; Rab protein signal transduction. Gene Ontology annotation, molecular function: GTPase activity; GTP binding. The transcript is spliced from 5 exons. The record is from RefSeq and is a predicted model, not a curated record. Gene Ontology annotation, cellular component: trans-Golgi network; Golgi cisterna. Bases 217 to 828 code for a protein of 203 amino acids.